This is a messenger RNA of Elgaria multicarinata webbii, 849 nucleotides long. RefSeq names its product tumor protein, translationally-controlled 1 (gene TPT1). NCBI's taxonomy places the organism in Eukaryota, Metazoa, Chordata, Lepidosauria, Squamata, Anguidae. The transcript is spliced from 6 exons. The record is from RefSeq and is a predicted model, not a curated record. Gene Ontology annotation, cellular component: cytoplasm. Gene Ontology annotation, molecular function: calcium ion binding. Bases 104 to 622 code for a protein of 172 amino acids.
UUUCUGCGUCGCUUGCGCCGGGGGCUGCUGCUGCUGUUGCUGAGCCGCUCCUCUACCUGAGACCGCCCACCAGCUCGGCCCGUCCUCGCCCGCCGCCUCAGCCAUGAUCAUCUACCGCGACUGCAUCAGCCAAGAUGAGAUGUUCUCAGAUAUCUACAAGAUCAAAGAAGUGGCCAGUGGACUCUGCCUGGAAGUAGAAGGGAAGAUGGUGAGCAGGAAAGAAGGUGAAAUAGAUGAUGCUUUAAUUGGUGGAAAUGCAUCCGCUGAAGGUCAAGACGGAGAAGGCGCAGAGGCCACAGUUGUCACUGGUGUUGACAUUGUAAUGAACCACCACCUUCAGGAAACAAGUUUCACUAAAGAGUCCUACAAGAAGUAUAUCAAGGACUACUUCAAAGCAAUCAAAGGCAGACUUGAGGAAACAAAGCCAGAGAGAGUAAAACCAUUCAUGACGGGGGCAGCUGAACAAGUCAAACAUAUCCUUGCAAACUUCAAAAAUUACCAGUUUUUUGUAGGAGAGAAUAUGAAUCCAGAUGGCAUGGUGGGGUUGCUGGAUUUCCGUGAGGAUGGUGUGACACCAUAUAUGAUUUUCUUUAAGGAUGGAUUAGAAAUGGAAAAAUGUUAACAAGAGAUCAACCCUUCUGGAUCAUCUAUCAUCGUCAUCAUAAUUGGCUGCUGCUCUUUAUUCAUCAACAAAACAUCAUGACUCAGCAUUGUCUGAAAACUGGACUGAUGCCAUCUUGAGCUUAAUUUGAUUUAUUUUGACCCUGAUUUAAUUGGAGUGGAGGCAUUGGUUUUUAAAAAACUUGUCAUGUAGGCUGUCUAAAAUAAAGAAAAACUCAUUUAAACCCA